AUGAGGCGCUUUCUCCUGUACAUAUCCCUGCUAUUGCAGGUCGUUGUGUUCUCCCACGCGAAUGCGCCGGACAAUCAACAACAUGUACUUUCUGGAGAUAGAUCGAAUGGAGCAACAGGCAAUACACUCCCCGCCGAGCUCCCUGCCGCACAGCAUGUUCAACCAGGUGCUGACCACGUCGACACCGCUCUGGUCGAGUUGCGAAAGCUACACCAACCUUUGCACCAUAAGAUACGAAAGAACCCCGGCAUUUUGAGAACCGUUCUACAUCUUGCUACCAAAGCAUUACCGGCUGUCCGACUUACUGCUCCCUCACCCGAUUCCUCCAACGAUGCCGUCAGUGGCCCGCUUCUCCAUGCGACCAGGCUCCUCGAGGAGUCCGCACAGAAGAACAACUCCGAUGCGCUCUAUAUCCUAGGCGACAUGAACUUCUACGGCAACUUCUCCCACCCCAGGAAUCUCAAGACGGCCUUCGAUUACUACCAAAAGCUUGCCUUGCUCAAUGGAAACAGCUCGGCAAUGUACAUGAUGGGAGUGAUGUACUCUACAGGAGUGGGAGGCGCCGUGGAGCCGGACCAGGCCAGAGCUCUGCUUUAUUACACCUUUGCUGCCAACCAAGGCCACACGAGGGCCGAGAUGGCUGUGGCACAUCGUCAUUAUGCGGGAAUCGGAACCACCAAGAACUGCGAGACGGCGGUCAAAUACUACAAAAGGGUCGGCGAUAAAGCAAUUGCGUGGUACCGCUCAGGACCUCCCGGCGGCAUGAGCUGGAUAUCGGAAUCUCACCGCAUCGCCGACGAACUUGGAGGUAUAUAUGGUGCAGGAGCGAGUGUGUCCAGUUCGGGUCAAAACGCACCUCACAAAAACCCCACCUCUGACGCACAGGCUUCCAUCGAGGAUAUUCUCGAGUACCUCGACCUGAUGUCUCAGAAGGGCGACGUCAAGGCGACUUUUAACCUGGGCCGUAUAUUUUACGACGGCCAGAGAAACCUCCCGCGUGACUACGCCAAGGCCAGGGAAUACUUCCUGAAGGUAGCCGGUAAAACCUGGAAUAAGAAAGGACAGGUUUUCGAAAACAAGACGCCCAGUUUUCACACUAUCAGUUGCAGAGCAGCUGGAUACAUCGGGCGCAUGUAUUUGCGAGGAGAGGGUGUUGAACAGAACUUCAGGCUGGCCGAGUUCUGGUUUAGACGCGGCAAUGAGCAAGCUGACCAACAGUCUCGCCAUGGACUCGGACUGAUGUACCUGAAUGGUUACGGCGUGGAACGAAACCUCGACCUGGCCCUCAAGUACUUCAAUGCGGCAGCGGAGACUGUAUAUCCACCCUCUCAUGUGCAGCUCGCUGCGCUGUACCUCGAUCAAGGUCAGUCCGAUGAGGAUAUCUACGCAGCAAACCAUCACCUGGAUCUGGCGGCUAAGUACUACAAUAUGGAGGCAUAUUACUAUAUCGGAGAGAUGACCUAUUUCGGUCUUGGCCGCGAAAGAUCAUGCGAGGUUGCGCUUAAUUACUACAAAGCUGUCGCGGAGAAGGUAGAGCCGUUUGUCUCAUGCUGGGCUGAGGCUAACUUGGCCUACGACGCGGGUGAGACUGAGUUGGCCUUCCUCGAAUACCUACACGCGGCAGAACAGGGAUACGAAACCGCUCAGAACAAUGUUGCGUACAUACUCGACCCUCAGAAGUCCUACUUGACUAUCCCGCAGUGGCUGUACCCCAAGACCCAGAAGCCGGCACUUCUUCAAAACCCGGCGCUCGCACUCAUCUACUGGACACGGUCCUCUAGGCAAGGCAACAUUGACGCUACUGUCAAGAUGGGCGACUAUUACCUCGGCGGGAUAGGAACGGAAGCUGAUGUCGAUAAGGCCGUUCAGUGUUAUACUGCAGCUUCAGAACAUUAUCAGAGCGCGCAGGCGUUGUGGAACUUGGGCUGGAUGCAUGAGAAUGGCAUUGGCUUAACUCAAGACUAUCAUCUUGCUAAGCGGUAUUACGACACUGCUCUGGAAACAAACGACGAGGCAUACCUACCCGUCUCUCUCAGCUUAUUGAAGCUGCGGGCGAGAAGCGCUUGGAAUACUUUCACCAACGGUCGGAUCAACUCUAUCCAAGACGAGCCAACCGAGAAAAAGGAAUGGUCACUCAGUGAAUGGAUCAAUAACUUCUUACAGGAUGAGAUGGGCUAUUACGGAGAUGAUAUGUAUGACGGCUAUGAGGAUGCGAUGCCUGGUGCCGAUUCCGAUCUGGGUGCCUUUGAGGAAGGGGACAUCCUGGAGACGUUGGUGAUUAUGGGUCUCGCUGCCGCUCUUGUCUUCUUAGUAUUGUAUCGCCAACAGCGACAGCAAGCAGCUCGGCGGCAGCAGGAAGACGAGGCAAGGAGACAACAGCAAGAACAGCAAGGCCAAGGCGUUAGAGUAGCUGGCGGAGCGUUUGCUAACGGACAACAGCAGCAACAGGCAGGGAAUGGGGGCUUCUUCCCUCAACCUGGCGCUCCAGGCUUUGGGCAAUGGGCUGUUGAUCUCCGUUUGCUUCGCAGAUUCUCUCACCUCACAUUUUCAACCACAAUUGAUCAUUUUCCGUCGGGUUCGGUCGUCACUCAACAAUCUCAAGGACACAAGAAUGCAGUCACACGCAAUCUGGUACUAGCCUGUACAAAGACCAAUUCCAGCACUCCCCAAACCGGCGCGCAACCCCUCACAGCAUUCACCAACCUACUCACUUGGAGAAUGUCAUCUCACGCAACACCAGGACCAGCAUCCAAGCGCCGCCGUGUCGAGCUGGCAAACGCUACACUGCGGAGACCGUUUCGGUCUCCCAUGAUCAACCGCACAACAUCUGGUGACAAGUCAACUCCCACGGCGACAAGGCAAGGGAAAACGACGCAAGUACGAGCGGCAGUGGGUAGUAGUGGUGCCGCCGAUGUCGGGGGAGGAGAAGAAGAGGAAGAAGAAGAUGAUGACGACGACGAAGAAACAAGUUUCUCCUCGGUGCCGACGCCAGUAGUGAGAAAAGCAUCAAAAAGCAGUCUUCACCGUAGUAGCGGUGCUGGUCCCAGUACGAGUACACAACGGAACGCGAAACCACCUCUUCUGGAUUUGAACAACAAGGAGGAGCAGCAGAAAGGGCCUCGAGCUACGUCUGGUAUCAAUCGGAGGCGAAGCAGCAUCGGGUCAGGGUCUACUACUGGCUCUAAUAUCACUUCUUCGCGCCCUUCCGUUGGUCAAAGCCUUACCAAAAGGACAGUUGUUGGUGAAGCCGCUCCAGAUGGUAAUGACGACAUCUUGGCCGGACUGCAAAAAUCUCACAGGGAGGCGAAGGCUCAUUUGAGCGCCAUGCAAAAGCAAUUGGAUCUCAUCAGGCAGGCGAAGCGUAUUGAGGUGGCAUCACGGAAGGCUGUUGAGGAGGGGAGCAAGGAGCGACGACGGCAGGACGCAACGGUCAUUGACGCCGAGUUGAAAGAGCUAGUGCAGAAAUGGAAGCUUGCGAGCAGACAGGCGGCAGAAGAACUGUUUGAGCUUAUCAAGGGGAGGGUGGCGGAUAUGGGCGGGGCCAAGGCGUGGAGGGAGACGAGGAGGAGGCAGAUGGAGGGGUUUCAUUCUGCUUGGGAUGAUGACGGGCAGAAGGGGAAGAAGAGAAAGGGAGAUGCUGAUGAGCGGGAGAUUGAAGACUCCGAUGUCAGCGAUGAUGGAGGUCUUGAUGACGGCGACGGGCAAUUCUCACAGGGAGCUGGAAACAAUGAUGACGGUGAGGGGAGUGCGGAAGACGACUCCGAGGACUCGGGAUUUACCAUGCUCAUGAUGCUGCAAAGCCUUAACAUAGAGCCUGACGUCUUGGGGUACGAUCCGAACGAAGACAAGUGGCUGGAUUAG
Molecule: messenger RNA, 3861 nt
Organism: Neurospora tetraspora
Lineage: Eukaryota; Fungi; Ascomycota; Sordariomycetes; Sordariales; Sordariaceae
Exons: 6
Coding region: 1-3861 (1286 amino acids)
Biological process (GO): ERAD pathway
Cellular component (GO): endoplasmic reticulum membrane
Molecular function (GO): protein binding
Source: RefSeq, a predicted model, not a curated record